GGCGGUGGUGGUGUAAGAUGGUGGCUACUAGCGCCGAGCCGCUGGCUCCCCCCUGCGCGAGGGCCUCGUGGCCGGAGGGUACACCUGUGCUUAAGAUUCUGAAUUUCUGCUUAUUUGGCAAUGCAACAAACUUGGGAAAAGAGAAUUUGUAUUCUGAUAGCGAGGACAUGGUCAAACAAAGUGCCACUCUCAGUCAUUACGAGCCACGGGUAAACGGCAAGAAACAAAAAAUGGACACUCAGUUAUUCUCCCCGUUGUUAGGAGGGAUCACAAGUACACCACCACCUCUGGAAUCAUCCCGGCUAUAUAGUAAUUGGUCUGUGUGUGGAGAUGAUACCAACACAGCAACUUCUUUACAAGACUGCACAAAAAAAAGGGCACAGAUAAAUCUGUCUUACUCUGGCAAUGGCCCAGAUAUGUUUGGGUUAGUGUCCAGCAUCCUAGAGGAGCCAAACAAGCCAGAACCAGUUACAGAUUGGAAUUCUCUGUCGAGAUUGUUUCCCCCUAUGUGGGCAUCUGACAUUGGAAACAAUGGUGACUUCUCACGUCUGUCUUCGAAGCACCCUUUACAAAGUAAAGAUUUUCCAAACCUGAUUGGCACACAGAGCUGUUACCAAGGACGCUUGCAAAAGUCACCUGAUGUGGAGACUUUACACAGAGGAUUUGAAGACCUUCAUCUUAUAGAGUCUUGGCUUUCUCCUUCUGACCCUUAUACUCAGCCAUCUGAUGAUAUCUUGAACAUUUAUCCUGAAAAUUCUGCUUUUGAAAAUAAUGCCAUAAUUCAGCAAGAAGGAUUAGCAUUUCAGAAUGUACAAUUUAAUCAGCAUGUUUGCAAUUAUGAUAAGAUGAAAUUAAAUGGAGACUGUGAAAAGAACUGCUCUGAUUUUAGUAAUUUUUCUUCUCAAUGCAGAAUUAAAGAUGGCACUGGUAUUCAGAAAGAGUAUUGGGAAACUGACAGAGCAAGAGGCAAGCUUAUGAAAAAUGACAGACAAGAACAAGCAAAGUAUUCCAAUGAUCUGUCUAGUCCAGCUGCUAAUGGCACGUGGGGCAAAGUGUUCCAGGACAACCAUUUGUUUUCUAAAAGAUAUGAAGAUUUUACAACUUCUCAUAAAUCACAGCCAUCUAUUCACCCAUCACUAUAUUUUUUCAAUCAACCAUUUACUAAAGAAAAUAGUUUUCCUGGAGGAACAAAUAGAAACCCACAGGAAACUCACAUGCAAAAUGGCCAUAAUAGCUUCAAUUUGGGGGAAACCUGUAAUAACACUGAAUGUAAGAGCCAUAUUAAUGCUAAAGAAUGUUCUCGUAAACCUUCUGAAUAUCAUUUAUCUGUAAAAACUGCUCUACAAAAUGGAAAUUUUCAUUCACCUUACCGUGGACAUACGUGGCUGGAUGGUAAAAUCUUAAGUCCCACAUCUACAUCAGAUAUUGCAUAUAGGAAGCAAAACCAAGUAGUAACAAGCCCACAGUCCUCUUCAGGGGUUUCAACUAUCUCCAAUGGAUCUCCCACACAUCAGUCUGUAACCCAGCCCUCUUAUUACUCGCAGUUGUCACCAGUACCCUAUUCAAGGAAAGAUGGAAGGUUACAAAUAUCAAAUAGUGUUCCUAGUAACAUGGGGGGUUCAAAUUUCUUUGCAGAAAAUCAGAAACAAAUUAAACCUAUUGGACAUUCCCAGCAUGAUUCAUUGACUAAUAAAGGUCAGUAUCGUAAAAUACCCAUUAAUUUGUCACACAACUGGUUAACACAGCAGAAUUCUGCAGCUGAUGAGUCCGAAAAGUAUCAUAGGUUUCGCAAAAAGCAAAACCAAGAUAACUCUAAUAAAGAUGAAAGAAGAGGUAGAAGGAAUUGGAUACCCCAUCCUGGGUAUGCAGGACAAAAUCAGCAACAGUUCAACAUGUUCCGAAAGAAGCAAGAACAGAAUGGUGGCAACGUGUCAGAUUUCAUCAAUCCUUCUUUUCUUCCUUCUUUCCCAUUAAUAUCUGAUUUUAAGCAAAAUCCCAAUUUUGCUCCAUUUAAUCCCCAUCCAUUUCCGUCAGCAAAUAAUUUUGCUUUUCCUCCAUCACCAUUUCCAUUCUCAGAACUUGUUGAUCUUUUUCACUAUGACGAUUUUAACCAUUUGAAUCCCUUCAUUAAUGACCUAUUUUGUGGGGAAUUAAGUGCGCCAUAUUUUGCCUUUCCAACUCCUUUUAACAAGUAUAGGCCUCCAAGAAAUCGCAGUGGACCUGCUAAUGAGCUUCAUAUUCGAUUGGAGGAGUGUUAUGAACAGUGGAGAGCUCUGGAGAAGGAGAGGAAAAAGACUGAAGCUGAUCUUGCAAGAAACUUUCCAGGAAAGCGGGUAUCUAGCUCAAAUAACACUCCUGUUUCCCGACUUCCUGCUAACCCUUCACGAGUGGAUCGUUUGAUUGUGGACCAGUUACGAGAACAGGCCAGGGUGCUCACCUUAGUAGGAAAAAUGGAAAGGCUUCGCGGUACUCCUGUCCACGGGAAUAUAUCCAAAACUCUGGAACAUCAUGUAGAAGCCAUUCAUGUUACACAAGCGAGGCGGAAAGAUGAGAUUGUUAAUGCUGCCAAUCCACAGAGACAAGGAGCACCUCGCUAUAAUAAUGAAAAAGAUGUUCUUGCUCUGGCAGCUGCCAUUAAAGAGUUAGCUGUUUCCACACGCAAGGCUCGUACUGCUUUAUGGUGUGCACUGCAGAUGACUCUACCAAAAACCUCCUUCAGCACUCCAGUGAAACAGGAGGAGGUCGAAAGGGCAUUGCAAGAGCUUUGUCCAGGAAACGCAAGCACAAAAGAAAAAAAUAGUGCAGAUCCUGAAGACAAGGGAAGCAAAAAAGAAAAACAUGAGGAACCCACACAGAUUUCUGAAUAA
Messenger RNA from Emys orbicularis (European pond turtle), 2867 nucleotides. Its product is annotated as meiosis-specific coiled-coil domain-containing protein MEIOC-like. The coding region runs from base 18 to 2867 and encodes 949 amino acids. Gene Ontology annotation, biological process: meiotic cell cycle; mRNA stabilization; male meiosis I. The transcript is spliced from 8 exons. The record is from RefSeq and is a predicted model, not a curated record. Lineage: Eukaryota; Metazoa; Chordata; Testudines; Emydidae. Gene Ontology annotation, cellular component: nucleus; cytoplasm.